GUUUGAAAUAGUUUUGAUCAAGUUUGCCAGCAUCUGCUUUAAAGUUAUAAAAUAAACUUGUCUAGAGCUACAAAAACAAGAAAUUAAUAAGUGAGUACAAUUCAAAGGCCAAGGUGCGUUGCAUCACUUGAAAGUUGACCCAGUCUUAAAAUUUGAUGAAACUUUUCAUAGCAGCAUCUGUAAUCUACAAGGUCGUCUUUCUCAUCUAGAUCGAUUAAUGAUUUCAGGUUCUUUAGAGGAAUUUUUGCUUUUAGAACAUGCUCACAGGCAAAACCAACUCUUGGUAAAAUCGGUUCAGUAGGCUCAGAAAUCUCUGCAUUAGUAAGAGAACCUUUCAAAAGAACCUCAUGGAGAUCUUCAUCACAGAUUGGCGUAGUAGAAUCAAAUGUAGCUCCACUAUUUAGAGCACUUGAUAAAGAAACAUUUUGAAAUAAAAGGUUUUUGUUUUUCUACAAUUUCUAUAGUUUUAUCUUCAAUUUACCUUGGUUCACAGUCACGUCAUUCAUUUUUAAUAAUAACCUUUACUUUUUUAAACAAGGCUAAUUCUAGAUUGGAAAGAUUAAAAAAAUGAAUUGCAGCAUUUAAAGAGGGAGAGGAGAAAACUAAUAAACAGGGGGGACCCAGUGGGGUUUGUCUGCCAAUGGAAUCCUCAGUGCAGUUAACGUCUGCGGUCUGUCUAAUAUUCGGGACAAGCUUUCUCAUUUUCUACUCUACUCCAUUCACGUGCUGUGUACCUCCUAAACUAUAUCCUGUAUCUGGUCCAACCCAUCUCCGAGUACAAGACGACAUUCAACAGCAUCAACAUACAUUCUGGACUUCGAAAAUCUACUAUGCUCUUAACGAGGGCAUUAACAAUAAACAGCGAAGUUCAGAUGCAAAAUUCCUACGACUGCGUCCAUUGCUUGUGAUGUUGGGGGGACACAACUGGGACAGUUUCAAUAAACUCCCGCCAUCUGCAUUAAUCAGUUCACACCAUACCUGCAACCUCAAAAUCUCCAGUCUUCCCAGACCUGUAUACAGACCAACAGUGGGAUUAGUUGAGAGCAAAAUAAUACUUUGUAAUCUUGACAGUCGAGAAGGUUAUUCUUUAUCUAAAUAUGAUUGUUGGUUCUUUGAUCUACAAAAAAGAGAAGAUUGGAAACCAAUGACAAUUCCGCCCAGGCCCCUUUAUCUCCAGAUUGGUGCUGUUUACAAUGGAAAAUUCUUUAUUAUAGGUGGAAGUGUUAAACCCUAUGAUCAUGAAAGAGCUGGAACCAAAACUGUGCAAUUCUUUGAUCCACGGUUGGGGAAGUGGGAGUUUGGACCUGAGUUACCUGCUCCUUUGUACGAAGGAUGUGCAGUUGGAACUCAUUUUGGACUUGUUGUUGUCGGAGCAUUCGAGGAAAACACAGAUAUAAAUGCUUAUGUUCUUAAUGAUAAUGUUUGGAUUCCUCUGCCCCCUAGUAAGCAUUACCAUACCAGUCCAGGGUGUGGAUUAGCUAGAAUAGGCAAAAGCUGGGCCGUGGUGGUUGUUUCUGGAAGAAAAGUAGAGUAUCUGAUUGAGGGAGAAGGAUGGAAGGAUCUACCUGACCUUAAUGAUGAGCAUCAUGAUUCUGCCAGUAUAGGUAUGGAUGGAAAUACCCUGGUUGUGGCUGGCGGAACAAACAGGAAAAUAGAUAUUUAA
Molecule: messenger RNA, 1663 nt
Organism: Eurytemora carolleeae
Lineage: Eukaryota; Metazoa; Arthropoda; Copepoda; Calanoida; Temoridae
Exons: 10
Coding region: 641-1663 (340 amino acids)
Molecular function (GO): protein binding
Source: RefSeq, a predicted model, not a curated record